Lentinula edodes (shiitake mushroom) is the source of this 3015-nucleotide messenger RNA. RefSeq lists its product as uncharacterized. The coding region runs from base 1 to 3015 and encodes 1004 amino acids. Gene Ontology annotation, cellular component: P-body. The transcript is spliced from 6 exons. Gene Ontology annotation, molecular function: mRNA binding; translation repressor activity; protein binding. Gene Ontology annotation, biological process: nuclear-transcribed mRNA poly(A) tail shortening; regulation of mRNA stability. NCBI's taxonomy places the organism in Eukaryota, Fungi, Basidiomycota, Agaricomycetes, Agaricales, Omphalotaceae. The record is from RefSeq and is a predicted model, not a curated record.
AUGGCAGUCCCUGCGUUCAGGCUCACCGCGCGCGCUCGCGAAGCAAGUGCCUCUCCCUCUGUAUCUCUGGAAAAAGGAAGACAUCGUAUGCGUGCUCCGCGCACUCCUAUCACAUUGGAAGCACCUAUCCUUACUUCUCGUCGUCCUCAGCCUACUAGCACAGACCGAAAUAACCUGUAUAUCGCCGUCCUCGUUUCACUUCUCGCCUUCGCCUGUUUCGCUUGCUUUGGUACCGCUUAUUAUCUCUACAAAUUCAGGUGGAGUCACUUUCUUGAAGUUGGUCCUCGUCGAGCUGAUGAAGUCUCCAAAGUCAUCGAAAUUGAUCCCCGCAUCGAAGCUUGCCCACAAUUGAACUUGCGAGAAGAGAAAUACUUGUCCUACUUGCCCCAUAGCGGCUUCCACAAUCAACGCAUCGCUCUCGAGAACGCUCUCGCAUUAUCUCAUAUCCUCAAUCGCACUCUUCUUGUACCACCCAUUCGUCUGGGAUCUAAACCUUUACGAUAUGUCAAUUACGAUUCGCUAUAUUCAUUCGUCGCAUUGUCGGGAAAAGAAAAUUUUACACAUUGUUCCCGAACAGCUCUAAACGUUCCUCUUCCAUCCGAAUGCCUUGAUUACUUUGACUAUACUCUCCUGUCUUGGGAAUGGUUGAUCGACUUUUCAGCGAUACGCGCCCGUCAGCCAAUCAUACUUCGAUGGAAUCUCACCGAUGUCUGGAUACUUGACUGUCUGAACAUAUCUUUUGCGAACACCCACACUCUCAAAGACUCUGGUCGUUAUCAGUUCAGAUUCGUCGAUAAUACUUCGUUGUCGCCGAACGCGAAAUUCUCUGAAGACCUGCAAAUUGACACAUUAGCCUCCGUCAAGGAACCCUUACUACAAAUCGGCACGCUAUUUGGCUCCUCCAGACUUCAUCUCUCGGUACCAGAAAACCGUCGUGUUCGCUCGCAAAUUCGUGAGAGUAUGGUGCUCACCAACCCCUAUCUCUUACAUGCUGCCGAAUCAGUGGCCAAGACACUAGGGCAGUCAUAUGUAGCUGUUCAUGUGCGUUUAGGAGAUGGUCAAUUCCAGGCUAAUGGUGGAAGCAAGGCACGAUCGGUGUGGUGGUCGCUGAUACGAGAUGAGCUUGGGAUCCCUGUUGCCGAUAUCGUCGCCCUCGAACAAAACAUCGGGAAACCGAUCACAGAUUCAUCAAUUUUCUCUGAUCAGAAGAUGAACGAUUUCCAAGAAGGGCUUAGCAUUUCCGAUUCUAACCUUCGAUGUCGGAAAGGUCAUCACACACAAUCGCAUCUCAGUCCUCUGAAUGUUCCACUCUAUAUAGCGACAGAUGUUACGGACCCCGCUACAGACCCUGACCUCGCUUUAUUUUUUCACGCUUUUCCUUGUACCUUCCAUCUGGGUGAUUUUCUGGGCCAUAUUGACACCUUGGAUCAUCUUGAAAAUCUCUAUGACGGCCUUAAAUUGAAGCCAUUCCUCAUUCCAUUUCUAGAUGCUAUCAUCGUAGGAAUGGCUAGUCGCGCUAUGGGUACCCCAGGAAGCACAUUCUCCACAUACAUUACGGAUGUGCUCUGGCCAAAGUACCAUAACUUGGCAAUUUCGGAACGAGAUAUCGAUAUGUUGAGCACCCAGCCUUCCAAUUCGACGAAGAAGUUCCCGGCCGAACUUCAACCCUCUUCCCUUCACCCGUCGACUGCUGGUAAUUCUCUCUUUGAACCUCGACCCAACGCCUCUGGGUUUGCUGUCCCCCCUUCACCCCGGGUCGCUGGAGCGAAUGGUGAAAUCAUUGACCAGUGGUUCCAAGACCUUCAGAAGUAUGAAGCCACUCUUGGUGCUAUGGCUGUGGCAUCAGAAGACAUCAAAUUCAGAGAGGAAUUAGGCACCAUCGAGCAAUGGUUCAAAUUGCUUUCUGAGUCGGAGCAGACAGCUUCGCUCUACACUCUUUUGCAACACGCUAAACCUGCCCAGGUCAAGUUUCUGUCCGCAGUCUUGCAACAGAUGUCCGACGGUGCCCCCGCGGUCGCCGCUGCCGACAAUUCAGCAAACAAAGCUGGCCGCGGUGUGCGGCCUCCUAGCCUGAACCUCCCUGGUACUCCUAUCGCUUCGCAGUUCGAGUCCCCUGCUGUUGAGAACGACGCUCCUGGCGCCAAAGUAAAGGGCCCACAAACCGAACAAACCCAAGAGGUCGUCGUCAAGCCUAGCGAAGAAACCAGUUGGGCUAGCAUGGUGGCAACUCCACAGGACCUUAUGUUCAAGAAGGGCGGCGAUGUGCCGCCGAACUCUGCUGCUGCUGCUGCUCCUUCCGACCCUGCUGCUCCUACGAGUGUGCCUACCGCUCCCAGUGGACUUGUUGGCCCUGCCGCGGGGAUGGCUGCUGGACUGGCGGCUGGUAUGAUGAACCCUUUCAACAUGGCUAUGCUCAACAACAUUGGAUUCUCUACUGAGGCGCAGAUCCUUGCCGUUCAACUGGUGAUGAGCGGGCUAGUACAGCCUUCAGGAAUUCAAAAACCCAUUCAGCCCAAGCCUCACUCGAGAGCUGCGAAUGCUUCCAAUAACUGGCGUUCCCCCGCCAGCGCUCGUUACCCCGGAAGUGCAUUGAGGAGCAGUGGACUUCGCAGUAGUGCGCUUCGGAGUGCUUUGAAAGCCCAGACGCCUAAAAGCGCAGUGUCCACGAAUACUCUUGGGAGUGCUACUACGCCGAAAAUUGAGGAUAUUGACCCGGAACUUCUCAAAGAUGUCCCGGUAUGGCUGAAGAGCCUGAGGCUGCACAAGUACACGGAUUGCUUCACAGGCAUGACGUGGGAGGAUAUGAUUGACCUCAAUGAGGAUCAGCUCGAAAAGAGAGGUGUGGUCGCUCUGGGAGCACGCAGGAGGAUGAUCAAGACGUUCGAGAACGUGAAGAGAAAGAUGGGUAUUGAGUUCACCCCAACAAUCCCUGUCACAGCUGGUGUUGAGCCCAGCAGCUCUCUACCAAAUAUGGGUGAAGUGUCGGUUCCUCGCAGCGCAGCCCCGAAUCUAUAG